AUGGCCAUGGAGCAAGCUGAACAUAAUCCAAACGCUACCAUCAACCUCAACUUUGCUGCAAUCUACAAUCUCCACGAUGGGGAUUUAUCCUCUUCGCGAAACUUCUCCUUCCCUUUCAAUUUCAGUUACAGUGAUUACGACCUGCCACUGGACAGUGAGGACGACAUGACCAAAACCCGCACCUUCUUUGCAGCCAAGAUUGUGAUCGGGGUGGCUCUGGUUGGCAUCAUGCUGGUCUGUGGCAUCGGCAACUUCAUCUUCAUUGCUGCUCUUGCCCGCUACAAGAAGCUGCGAAACCUUACCAACCUGCUGAUUGCCAACCUAGCCAUCUCAGACUUCAUUGUGGCCAUCGUGUGCUGCCCCUUUGAGAUGGACUACUACGUGGUGAGGCAGCUGUCCUGGGAGCACGGCCAUGUCCUCUGCGCCUCAGUCAACUACCUACGGACCGUCUCCCUGUACGUUUCUACCAAUGCUCUCCUGGCUAUAGCUGUUGACAGGUAUCUGGCCAUUGUUCACCCACUGAAACCACGCAUGAAUUAUCAAACAGCAACCUUCCUAAUUGCCUUGGUCUGGAUCGUCUCCAUACUUGUAGCUAUACCAUCUGCUUACUUUGCUACUGAAACAGUGUUAUUUAUAGUGAAAAACCAGGAGAAAAUUUUCUGUGGUCAAAUUUGGCCAGUUGACCAGCAGAUGUACUACAAAUCAUACUUCCUCUUCAUCUUUGGCAUUGAAUUUGUUGCACCUGUGAUUACGAUGACCUUGUGUUACGCCAGGAUCUCUCGGGAGCUUUGGUUUAAAACUGUACCAGGAUUUCAGACGGAACAGAUCAGAAAGAGGCUUCGAUGCAGAAGAAAAACUGUUAUGGUACUGAUGUGCAUCCUGACUGCCUAUGUUCUCUGCUGGGCACCCUUCUAUGGCUUCACAAUUGUCCGUGACUUUUUCCCCACCAUCUUUGUGAAAGAGAAGCAUUAUCUUACUGCUUUUUACAUAGUUGAAUGCAUUGCUAUGAGUAACAGCAUGAUAAACACCAUGUGUUUUGUAACUGUAAAAAAUAACACCAUGAAGUAUUUCAAGAAGAUCAUGUUGCUCAGAUGGAGAUCAACAUAUAGCGGAAGCAAAUCUAGCACAGAUUUAGACCUGAGAACAAGUGCAAUGCCAGUCACAGAGGAGGUAGACUGCAUAAAACUGAAAUAA
Molecule: messenger RNA, 1194 nt
Organism: Gavia stellata (red-throated loon)
Lineage: Eukaryota; Metazoa; Chordata; Aves; Gaviiformes; Gaviidae
Gene: PROKR1
Product: prokineticin receptor 1
Exons: 2
Coding region: 1-1194 (397 amino acids)
Biological process (GO): neuropeptide signaling pathway
Cellular component (GO): membrane
Molecular function (GO): neuropeptide Y receptor activity
Source: RefSeq, a predicted model, not a curated record